Periophthalmus magnuspinnatus is the source of this 672-nucleotide messenger RNA. It is a transcript of the gene arl11, whose product is annotated as ADP-ribosylation factor-like 11. The record is from RefSeq and is a predicted model, not a curated record. The transcript has 2 exons. Bases 102 to 623 code for a protein of 173 amino acids. Gene Ontology annotation, cellular component: cytoplasm. Gene Ontology annotation, molecular function: GTPase activity; GTP binding. NCBI's taxonomy places the organism in Eukaryota, Metazoa, Chordata, Actinopteri, Gobiiformes, Gobiidae. Gene Ontology annotation, biological process: intracellular protein transport; vesicle-mediated transport.
AACACCUAAGAUGGCAGACAGCAUGGCUCCUCCCUGCUUUAGUCACAUGACGCUUUUUCAUUCCUGCUUCUGACACCGCCGGGCAAAAACUACAAGUCACUAUGGGAGCAAGAAACAGCCAUCGAACCCCACAAGUCCUCAUCCUGGGGUUGGAUUCUGCAGGAAAGACCACUCUACUGUCCUAUCUCCUCACCGGACACCCAAUGGCGACCUCCCCUACUAUUGGAUUUAAUGUGGGAUCGAUAGAUUUGGACAAGAAGAACAGUCUCACCUUAUGGGACGUUGGCGGACAGAGGACGUUGAGGAAAAACUGGAAGUACUACAUUGAUGAUGUCCAGGCGUUGGUUUUCGUGGUGGACAGUACGGAUAAGGAGAGGUUACCAGAAGCCGCCAAGGCUCUUAAGCGUUUUUUGAGUGAAGAUAAAGUCGAAGGAUUGCCGCUUAUGGUUUUGGCUAAUAAAAAAGACAAGCCGAAUUCGAUGAGUAUAAGGGAGAUUUCGGACCAGCUCAACUUGCCCAAACUGGAAGACCGAGACUGGCAGAUCCAAGCCUGUUCUGCGGAGAAGGGGCUCGGGCUAAGCCAGGCCUUUACCUCGGUCAACAAAAUGAUCAAGAAGAACUGAGGAUAGAUAAGGACAUCACUGGACUACAAAAAAAGCAAACAAAAAAAUA